Molecule: messenger RNA, 2060 nt
Organism: Mangifera indica (mango)
Lineage: Eukaryota; Viridiplantae; Streptophyta; Magnoliopsida; Sapindales; Anacardiaceae
Product: F-box/kelch-repeat protein At3g61590-like
Exons: 4
Coding region: 647-1864 (405 amino acids)
Molecular function (GO): protein binding
Source: RefSeq, a predicted model, not a curated record
UAAACAAACAGACAAAUAAAAAACCAAUGCCAAAACCCACGCGCCUCCCAUCUCUCCCUAAAUAUUACGCAUUACUUCCCUGUAGAUAUUGAAAAUCCGCCCUCUCACUGUCUCCUUCACUCCCCGUCCGUCACCGUUUUAUAAUAUCAAAAUACAAACCAAAUUUCAGGAACCGAAAAAACAACUCUCUCUCUCUCUCUCUCUCUCUCUCUCUCUGUGGCUCACUGGGUUACUCUGGCCGUGUUUAUAACCCAAAUCUAGAGUAACCCAUUUCAUCGUCAUCUCUCAUUUCAACCUAAAUUUCACUUUCACUUCUCUUCCGCUUCAUCUUUUCUAUGUUCCACUUUAAUUAUUUAUUUCCACCAUUUUUAUCUUUCUAAAACCGACAAACUUUGGUACUCAUUUCAACACUGGCAGUGAAGAAGACUUUAAACGAGAUUGCCAUGAGUUGUUACUCGGUUUCAUGUGCUUGAUAUUCUUUCCUCCAGAAGUUGCUGGCAAGUAUUAUCUGUUGGGUGCUGUUGUAAAGUUUCUUAUUAUUGCAUCUGGAGACAUUUGAUCCUAAGUUGCAUAUAAGAUCUGAAGGUUGAUUUCUCUUUAUUUGCAAGCCCAUUGGAUGAGCCUUUGCUUUUGAUUUCUCCAGGUUAUGGAAGGAGAAACAUCAUGGAUCAACCGUUGCAUUGAUGACAUGGCAAAAGACAUUAGUGAGUUUGAUUCAUUCUUAGGGCUUAGUGACAAAACCACUAAAGAAGAUUCUGGGGUUUCUGUUGACUCAAUCCUUCCUGAUGACCUUUUGGAAAGAAUUAUAGCUUAUCUCCCAAUAGCAAGUAUUUUCAGAGCAGGCUGUGUGUGUAAAAGAUGGCAUGAGAUUAUUAGUUCAAAAAGGUUUUUAUGGAACUUCUCACAUGUCAUAUCACAGAAGCCUUGGUAUUUUAUGUUUACAAGCUCUGAUGAACCAAUUGGUUAUGCUUUUGAUCCCGUCCUUCGAAAGUGGUAUGGUAUUGAACUUCCCUGCAUUGAGACAUCCAAUUGCUUCAUUGCUUCAUCAUGUGGCUUGGUUUGCUUCAUGGACAAUGACAGCAGAAGUAAGUUGUAUGUCUGCAACCCUAUCACCAAGGAUUGCAAGACGCUUGAGGAGCCCCCUGGUUUGAAAUUCUCUGAUUACAGUGCCCUUGCACUCUCAGUGAACAGAGUAUCACAUGGCUAUACUAUCUCAAUUGUGAAAUCUAAGCAAGUCCCUGGAAAUUUUUUCCAGUGGGAUCUCUCAAUUUAUAUUUAUGAUUCAGCAAAAAUGAUGUGGGUGACCUCCUGUACAGAGGUGCUGACUGGGUGGAGAGGUGGAGAUGAAAGUGUGAUCUGUGAUGGGGUUCUAUACUUUUUGAUCUAUUCAACUGGGGGUGGAACCCCAGAAAAUCGCCAUGGCUUGAUUAUGUAUAAACUGUCUAGCCGAUCUUCCCAUGGUUUGCUUAUUAGAAGUUUUAUACCAGUACCUUGCCCUCUCACAUGUGGUCGCUUGAUGAACCUGAAGGAGAAGCUGGUAAUGGUGGGAGGAAUUGGUAAACAAGAUCGAACUGACAUAAUUAAAGGGAUAGGGAUUUGGAUUUUGAAUGGAAAGGAGUGGCAAGAAGUUGCUCGAAUGCCCCAAAAGUAUUUCCAAGGAUUUGGGGAGUUUGAUGAUGUUUUUGCAAGCAGUGGGACGGAUGAUCUCAUAUACAUUCAGAGCUAUGGAGCUCCUGCCCUUCUUGUUUAUGAUAUGAAUCAUAAACACUGGAGAUGGUCACAGAAGUGUCCUGUAACUAAGAGGUUCCCGCUUCAACUCUUCACUGGUUUUUGCUUUGAACCCAGGCUUGAGAUUGCUCCUUAGUUUGUUCCUCAUUUGAUUUGGUGGUUUUGACGAAAUUGUCUGGAAUUCCUAAUCUUUCUUAUAAUUUGUUUUAUUCCUAUUAACAGCUAUCGUGGAAUCUAUGUUCCUAAAAUUCUAUAGAAAAUGGGAAUAUUAUUAUUCACAAUGGGAUAUAUACCACAUACAUGAAUACAAGUUUGACUGUUUUUACAUAGAA